UAGUCAACUGCGCAUGCGCAGCUGCUUCAAUCUGUCUGGGUGUAUGUGUAUAUUCUCCUCAACCGCAACAUGAAAUUCUGUGACUCGUAAUAUUUAAAGGCCGAAACUUAAAACACUAUAGAGUGUGAUGGCAACGACUGAAGAUGGAACCAUAUCCACUGAGGAGGUAGUUGUGGUGAAGCCUGAUGGUGAAAGAAACAUCGAGGAUCUGAAUAAUACCCAGGUCAUCAUCCAGCUCCAGUCCAAUACUGCACGAGAAGAAUUUGAUGGAACGCCUAUGUCAGGCAUGGCAGAUGAAGAACAUCCAGAAGAGACUGAGGGAGGUGAUGUUGAAAUUGGCUGUCCGAUAACAUGCGGUGACAGUAAAGCAACAUUACUAGUGAAGAAAUUUGUAUGCCCAGGAAUCAAUGUAAAAUGUGUAAAGUAUGACGAUCAGCUGAUCAGUCCAAAGCAGUUUGUACAUAUUUCUGGAAAGGCCACUCUGAAAGACUGGAAACGAGCAAUCCGGAUGGGUGGAGUCAUGCUAAGAAAGAUUAUGGAUUCAGGCCAGCUUGACUUCUAUCAACACACUACAUUGUGUACAAACACUUGCCGUAGCACCAAGUUUGACCUGUUAAUCAACAACACACGGUUCCCACCAGACAACAGUGGACUCUCAUCUGCGUCUUCUCAAGCUCAGGAGUCAUUUGGUAAUAAAGUACGAGAGACAGAGAGACCGAGUGAAAAGGCGGACUGGAGCUCAAGUUCGGCAAAAUCAGUAAACAAGGAAUCUCAUGACAUCUCAGAGGAUACGCUAAAUUUCUGGAAAGGAAUUGCUGAUGUGGGUUUGCUGGGUGAAGUUGUCACCAAAAUCAGUACUGAGCUGCUGGAUCUGCUGAACAGCUUGCAUUUGCUGAAGGAGUCAGUUGUCUUGCAGAACACAGAAGUUGCAGUGCUUAGUAACCUUGGCCAGGUGUUUGGACUGCUCAACUCUGUCAAGAAGAUGGUGGUCAAGAGGAGGCUGCAAACUGAUCCUAGUCAGGAGCAAAUACUUGGCAUUCUUUGCAAACUGGAGUUGCAGUUGGCAGAACAACGAAAGCAGCAACAGAUUCAAGCUCUCCUGUCAUGCCCACACCCUGCCAAAACCAUUACUACCGUCAAACGGCAGACAAAGCGACCUCGGUUGCAGAGGCCUGUUACUACCAAUACACUCCUGACCUCCAGCAUCAACCAUCAGCCUUCCCUGACACCUCAACUGUUCACCCUUCUGUCCCCAAUCUCAUUACCCUCCUUUGGUCAGCCAUUUACUGUGGCAGGCCUGCCAAUCACAUCCCUAGCCCAGUCAUCGAACACUGUCACCCUGCUCCCCACCGGCUCACAGCUCUUCACACAAUACAUGGUGACCGAAGAUGGGAAAGCUGACAGCAUUACCUUGCACACAUCUUCCAACCUCACAUUGGUGAAUACUAGUCCCAUGCAUGACUCAAGCCAGUUUGGUUCAAUGGUCAAACCUGUAGAGCUGCUACACCUUAGCCAGCCAGAUGUGUGUGCAGAAGCAGUACCCAUAGAGGCACAGGUGCUUGAUGGCGCCAUGUUGAUGCAACAGGAGUCAAUGCAGGGAGAAGAGGUAGAGGCCAGCCAAGAGCACACAGUCAUUGAGAUCAGCCCAUGUUCAGGAGAAGGUGUUGGAGUCAUGGUGCAGCAGCAGACUGGUGAGUCAGCUAGAGAUAAGGCUGGAUUGGUUCAGCGGAGAAUGGCCGUCACAAUUGCAGACGAGCAGGAGGCACAGAAACGGGAGGUUCAGGAGCUGGAGCUGGGUGCCAAUGGACAUGUACCUGCUGUACAGAUUGCGGUGGUAAAAGAAAAUACUCAGGAAGAAAGACUACCAAGUUAAAUAAGACACACCUAUCCAUCACGGUAGGUAUGGAAAAACUGGAUAGCCUUUUAAGAACUUAAAUAUCAUAGUCUGAAUUUAAUAAAUUACAUAAAAAUAAUUCAAUAUACUUUAUUUUGCUUUCAGGUUUUCUUGCACAUGCUUCUCGUAACACUUCACAUUUGAAUUCUUAUCCAAGAAAUAAAGGACUGACUGCGUCAUCUGUAU
Messenger RNA from Phycodurus eques (leafy seadragon), 2080 nucleotides. RefSeq names its product glucocorticoid modulatory element binding protein 1 (gene gmeb1). Gene Ontology annotation, molecular function: RNA polymerase II cis-regulatory region sequence-specific DNA binding; DNA-binding transcription activator activity, RNA polymerase II-specific. The record is from RefSeq and is a predicted model, not a curated record. Gene Ontology annotation, cellular component: nucleus. Lineage: Eukaryota; Metazoa; Chordata; Actinopteri; Syngnathiformes; Syngnathidae. Gene Ontology annotation, biological process: positive regulation of transcription by RNA polymerase II.